AUGGCUCGCUAUCUCGUCGCUAGUUUGCUCAUUCUCCUACUUGUGGCGUCUGUUGUUGACGCAGGUAACAGUAACGGCAAUGGAAAGUCUGAGACCAAGGUUGAGAGCAAGCCCGAGACCAAGGUUGAGAGCAAGCCUGAGACCAAGGUUGAAAGCAAGCCUGCGAGCAAGGUCGAGAGCAAGCCCGAGAGCAAGCCCGAGAGCAAGCCCGAGAGCAAGCCUGAGAGCAAGCCUGAGAGCAAGCCUGAGAGCAAGCCUGAGAGCAAGCCUGAGAGCAAGCCUGAGAGCAAGCCUGAGAGCAAGGAUGAGAGCAAGCCUGAGAGCAAGCCUGAGAGCAAGCCUGAGAGCAAGCCUGAGAGCAAGCCUGAGAGCAAGCCUGAGAGCAAGCCUGAGAGCAAGCCUGAGAGCAAGCCUGAGAGCAAGCCUGAGAGCAAGCCUGAGAGCAAGCCUGAGAGCAAGCCUGAGAGCAAGGAUGAGAGCAAGCCUGAGAGCAAGCCUGAGAGCAAGCCUGAGAGCAAGCCUGAGAGCAAGCCUGAGAGCAAGCCUGAGAGCAAGCCUGAGAGCAAGCCUGAGAGCAAGCCUGAGAGCAAGCCUGAGAGCAAGCCUGAGAGCAAGCCUGAGAGCAAGCCUGAGAGCAAGCCUGAGAGCAAGCCUGAGAGCAAGGAUGAGAGCAAGCCUGAGAGCAAGCCUGAGAGCAAGCCUGAGAGCAAGCCUGAGAGCAAGCCUGAGAGCAAGCCUGAGAGCAAGCCUGAGAGCAAGCCUGAGAGCAAGCCUGAGAGCAAGCCUGAGAGCAAGCCUGAGAGCAAGCCUGAGAGCAAGCCUGAGAGCAAGCCUGAGAGCAAGCCUGAGAGCAAGCCUGAGAGCAAGCCUGAGAGCAAGGAUGAGAGCAAGGAUGAGAAUCAUGGAAAGGGUGAGAGCAAUGGAAAGGGUGACGCGGAGGUUAAAAAACAGUCGUCGAAGAAAAGAGGGCACCUGUGCGUUGAUGGGUGCGACUACGAGAAGGGCUCCUUUGACUACUGGAAGAUUCCGGAGUACAAAGAUUGCAUGUCGAAGGCCACUAAGAACACCGCCCCCUGGUGCGCGUCUGGCGUGGUUAACGCCAAGGACUGCUGCGAUCGCUGCAAGAGCCCCGGCACCACCCUGGACGGCAAGCCCUAUGAAUGCAAAUACUGGGUGCACAUCCCAUCGUCGCCCAGCGAGGGCAAGUGCAACGGCAAGGAUUGCGGCAAGUGCCUUCUCCUGCCGAACCUCGAUUCCCUCACGCCCACUAAGAGCGACAAGAAGGGCUGCGGCGGAAAGAAGGUGCGCAUCGGCAGGAACUGCCCCGUCGCCAAUGACGACCCGCACUUUGUGGGCGCGCACAGCACGCGGUUCGACUUCAACGGGCUGCCCGAGAAGAACUUCUGCCUGUACACGGACCGCGCGGUCCACGUGAACAUGGGCAUGCGCGGGUACCUCGACUCGCGCUCCACGCAGAGCGCCGCCCUCGUCGUCAACGGCUCCGCCGUGCGCACCUGGAUCCGCCAGCUCGCCGUCAUGUGGACUGACGCCGACAGUGACAAUACCGUCUCCGCUAAGCCCGCCGCCCACUCGCUGGUGCUGACGGCGCGCGACGGCAAGGAGCAGCUCCGCGGCGACUCCGGCUUCCUCGCGUCCGCCGAGAUCGACGGCACGCCCCUCCCCCGCCUUACCCCGGGUGAGACUCGCAGCCUCGCGGGCGGCAAGUUGUCGCUUGAGUUCGUUGGGGAGGAGAAGACCGGACCGUACGACGUGGAUCACUACUAUCUGCGCCUCGACGGGCUUCUGGAGUUGGACCUGAAGUUGCGCCCCGCGCACCCUCUGUUGCAGACACCUGCCGACGCCCAGGUGCAUAUUAAUGUGAUGUUCACUGACGCGAGCGCGAGCAGCAGCGUGCACGGCGUGAUGGGGCAGACGUACCGCGAUGGCAGGGAGGCGCGCACGGUGGAGUUCUCUCGGCUCGCCGCGAUGCUGCACCACCCCGUGUCCGCCGAUGGCGCGGAGGGCAAGGGCUUCCUGGACGGGCAGGUGAAGGACUAUGAGACCAGCGCCGUCACCUCCACUGACUGCCGCUUCUCCGCCUUCAACGGUCAGGAACUGCCCCUGUCUGCUUAA
Molecule: messenger RNA, 2133 nt
Organism: Closterium sp. Naga37s-1
Lineage: Eukaryota; Viridiplantae; Streptophyta; Zygnematophyceae; Desmidiales; Closteriaceae
Source: the annotation of a GenBank genome assembly